Messenger RNA from Eucalyptus grandis, 1479 nucleotides. Its product is annotated as UPF0481 protein At3g47200-like. Bases 1 to 1479 code for a protein of 492 amino acids. The transcript has 6 exons. Lineage: Eukaryota; Viridiplantae; Streptophyta; Magnoliopsida; Myrtales; Myrtaceae. The record is from RefSeq and is a predicted model, not a curated record.
AUGGAACCGCACAAGUUCGACUCGAUUGCCCCACUUGAUGAGAGCCUCCAGUUCAUUACCUCCGAUGACGAGGAGCAACGACACUGGAAGAUGCAGUCCAUCUACAGGGUCCCCGCACGUAUCACCACCCUCAACGGCGAGGCCUACCAGCCACAAGUUGUCUCCAUCGGCCCCUACCACCACGGGGAGGCCCACCUCCUCCCCAUGGAAGAACACAAGCUUUGCGCGGUCCGCCACUUCCUUAAGCGGUCCGAGAAGCCUAUGGAGAGCUUCUUCGAGUCCCUGAGGGAGGUGGCGUGGGACCUCGAGGAGAGCUACGACGCUCUGGACCCGAAGUGGAAGGCAGCUCCUGACGACUACGUGUUGAACGACCCCAUCUUCAGCUACCACGGGUUUCUCUACAUGAUGAAUGACAUUUGGAAGGAUAUGUCGAUGCUGGAGAAUCAGCUUCCGAUGCUAGUGCUGGAGCGGCUGGUGGCUGUGGAGAGCGAUGGCAAGGAGGACGACCAAUUCGUCAGCAUGCUCAUCCUCAAGUUGUGGUACUCCAAAAAGGCCAUCAAAAGGAUGGGCAAAUGCCUGCACUUCCUGGACGUUAUCAGGAAGGGCACGCUGAUGGAGCGCAAGAAGGACGAGGAGGAGGUUACUUUCUUAGAUUUCACUCUGUCGGAAGAUGUUAUUGCAAUAUCAAUACGACCACAAUCUCAGAUUCAAUGUGCUGACUUCACUCCAACAACACAGGACGACCAAUUCGUCAGCAUGCUCAUCCUCAAGUUGUGGAAGGGCACGCUGAUGGAGCGCAAGAAGGACGAGGAGGAGGUUACUUUCUUAGAUUUCACUCUGUCGGAAGAUGUUAUUGCAAGGGACAAAUCCGUCAACAGGCUCAUCCUCAACUUCUGCUCCCCCAGUAAGGGCAUCGCGAGGAUGGGCAAAUACCUGCACGUCCCAGACUUCUUCAGGAAGUGCAUGCUGUUGGACCCCAAGAAGAAGGACGACGUGGACAGGCUGAACUUUCUGACGACUAUCCAAUUGGCCACCGAGCUCGACGAGCAUGGGAUCUGGUUCAAGAUUAACAAGACCGACAGCAUCAAGGACAUUUCCUUUGCAGACGGCGUCCUGAUGCUCCCCUACAUCCAAAUGAUGGAGGUCACCAUGUCCUGCAUCCUCAACAUCAUGGCGUUCGAGCGCCUCCAUGUCAGGGCUGGGAACGAGGUCACAUCCUGCAUCUACUGCAUGGGGCACAUAAUUACCAAGGGGUGGGACGUCACACUGCUCCGCGCCCAGGGCAUCAUCGUGCAUUUCCUGGCAAGCGAUGAAGCAGUAGCCAAGACGUUCAACUUGCUGACGUGCUCGAGGAGGUCAACAAGUACUACGAUAAGCGCUGGAACAUGUGGAAGGCUAAUCUCAUCCACACCUACUUCAGGAAUCCUUGGGUUGCAUUGUCUCUCAUUGCUGCCGUCUUCGUCUUUGCGCUCACCAUAA